CCGCCGCCGUCGCUGCGACGCCGCCGGGGUGGGGGGGAGGGUGGGGUGAAGACAAGGCUGCAGGAUGGAGAUGAUCCGGAGCAAUUUUAAAAAUAAUCUUCACAAAGUGUACCAGGCCAUUGAGGAGGCGGAUUUCUUGGCAAUCGAUGGGGAGUUUUCAGGAAUCAGUGAUGGACCUUCAGUUACUGCUUUAACCAAUGGUUUUGAUACCCCAGAAGAAAGGUAUCACAAACUUAAAAAGCAUUCCAUGGACUUUUUGCUGUUUCAAUUUGGCCUUUGCACUUUUAAGUAUGACAGCACAGAUUCAAAGUAUAUAAUGAAGUCAUUUAACUUUUAUGUUUUCCCAAAACCCUUCAGUAGAACUUCACCAGAUGUCAAAUUUGUUUGUCAGAGCUCGAGCAUAGACUUUCUGGCAAACCAAGGAUUUGAUUUUAAUAAAGUUUUUCGCAAUGGAAUCCCAUAUUUAAAUCAGGAAGAAGAAAGACAGUUGCGGGAGCAAUAUGAUGAAAAACGUUCACAAUCCAAUGGUGCUGGAGCUUUGUCCUAUGUAUCUCCUAAUGCUUCAAAGUGUCCUGUAGUUAUUCCUGAGGAUCAGAAAAAAUUUAUUGAAAAAGUGGUAGAGAAAAUAGAAGAUUUGAUACAAAAUGAAGAAAACAAGAAUUUGGAUUUAGAACCAUGCACAGGGUUUCAAAGGAAAUUAAUUUAUCAGACUUUGAGCUGGAAGUAUCCCAAAGGCAUACAUGUUGAGACCUUAGAAACAGAGAAGAAAGAGCGAUAUAUUGUUAUUAGCAAAGUAGAUGAGGAAGAGCGUAAAAGAAGAGAACAGCAGAAAUAUGCUAAAGAACAGGAGGAACUAAAUGAUGCUGUGGGAUUUUCUAGAGUCAUUCAUGCCAUUGCCAAUUCUGGCAAACUUGUUAUUGGGCAUAAUAUGCUUUUGGAUGUCAUGCACACAAUUCACCAGUUCUACUGCCCAUUGCCUGAGGACUUAAAUGAAUUUAAGGAGGUAACAACAUGUGUCUUCCCCAGGUUACUGGAUACUAAACUGAUGGCAAGCACACAGCCUUUUAAGGAUAUUAUUAAUAACACAUCCCUUGCAGAACUGGAAAAGCGUUUAAAAGAAGCACCAUUCAACCCUCCUAAAGUUGAAAGUGCAGAAGGGUUUCCAAGUUAUGAUACUGCAUCUGAACAGCUCCACGAGGCAGGCUAUGAUGCGUACAUUACAGGACUGUGUUUCAUCUCCAUGGCUAAUUUCUUAGGUUCUUUUCUCAGUCCUCCAAAAAUUCAUGUGUCUGCUAGAUCAAAACUCAUUGAACCUUUUUUUAACAAAUUAUUUCUUAUGAGGGUCAUGGAUAUCCCAUAUCUCAAUUUGGAAGGACCAGACUUGCAACCUAAACGAGAUCAUGUUCUACAUGUGACAUUCCCCAAAGAAUGGAAAACCAGCGACCUUUACCAGCUUUUUAGUGCCUUUGGUAACAUUCAGGUAUCUUGGAUUGAUGAUACAUCAGCAUUUGUCUCUCUGAGUCAGCCUGAACAAGUGCAGAUUGCUGUCAAUACCAGCAAAUAUGCAGAAAGUUAUCGGAUCCAGACUUAUGCUGAGUAUGUUGAAAAAAAACAGAUGGAUAAACAGAACAAGAGAAAAUGGACAGAAAAUAGUUGGAAGGAGGUUGAAAGAAAGCGGUUAAAAACCCAGUGCACAUCUUAUAUUCCACAAAGUCGGUAUUACUGUGUUAGCAGUUUUACAGCUACCAGCACAGUAGGAAAGAGAAACAUGAGCCCCAUUCAAGAGGAAGCUGGCUCUGAAGACAUAGAGUCAGUGGAAAUAUCAGACUGUGAGCUUGAUCAGACAGAUUCCUCUGCAGAAUCCCUUACAGAAGGGAAGAAAAAAGCCAAAAAGUGUAAAAAAAUGAAGAAAGAACUCACGUCAGCUGGAAGCAUCUCGAGCAGUUCUGCCAAGCUCUUUGAAGUUCCUGAUUCGUGGUAACCAACAGUUGAACGAAGAAAGUAGGGACUCGGAUUCUGAGAAAUCACCAGACUUACACCACUUGGAAGCCAUACUGUAUUUAAUUUAAUAAAAUGUGGUGUGGGCGUGGUUUGAAAACAAAGUAUGUUCCCUGAAAAA
Molecule: messenger RNA, 2119 nt
Organism: Antechinus flavipes (yellow-footed antechinus)
Lineage: Eukaryota; Metazoa; Chordata; Mammalia; Dasyuromorphia; Dasyuridae
Gene: PARN
Product: poly(A)-specific ribonuclease
Exons: 24
Coding region: 65-1981 (638 amino acids)
Biological process (GO): nuclear-transcribed mRNA poly(A) tail shortening
Cellular component (GO): nucleus; cytoplasm
Molecular function (GO): metal ion binding; poly(A)-specific ribonuclease activity; RNA binding
Source: RefSeq, a predicted model, not a curated record